AAAUGUACGUGCACCCGCAUCAGCAACUCUCUGGGGCCGAUUGAAACUGGCCGGGGGAGUGUCACUGGCUAGAAGCACUUUCUUCCUGUUUCACUUCAAAAACUAACUUCGAUUUAUUCCUUGUCAUUUUGUGAAUGUCGGAGAACAUUAGCCCCACAAAAGUCAUCCAACAGCAAGCGAGCUUCAUGCCAGCUGCUUCUAGCACGCGUCUCACGACCACGGGCUUCGUGUCGAGGUAGCUAUGUCGAUAAUUUCAACUCGAUAAAGACUUUUAAAGUUAGCAGCAGCUGGUUAGUUACUAACGUUAGUUUGCUAGCCAGCUAUUAUGGGCAAAUGUUAUGCGUUCGCUAGUAUCUGAACAACUCAAAUGUAUUGCUAACGCAAGGUAGUGAACCAAAUGACUGACAACAGCAGAUGAAUGCAAAACGUAUUAUGAAAAUAGGUACAUUGAUUUCGAGUCUAACUUUAACUGUGUCGUGGCUAACGUUAACUACAAAUGGGUGGCUAUAUUGGUUGUGGAGCUUAUUACUGUAUGCCUUUGUUGUUUUGGACUUUGCGACCCUGUAGUUAUUUCUGACACAGUAAUGUAAGUUAAACAUUUUUUAAUUAAAGUGUCCACUAAACCUAACUAGGUAUAUAAAAAACGGGACACGUAAACUGACUAUUGAGACAAACUUGCUGUGCGGAUUUUGAGAAGUCUACCCUGGCCUCUCAGUUCCAUUACAUUACACAAGUAAUUGUCAUUAGACGAAGGCGUCUUCUACUAUGAAGUUUUGUUAAGAGCCCCGACGCUCGGUCUGAACAUUAACGCGCAUCGCUUGCGGUACGGUUUUGGAAGCAUAACUACCUUAUCUUUCUGCGAGAAAAUGUUUCAAAAAACGUUAAAUUGAUACACACCUUUUUAUAUGGUUAGUAUUCCCACACGGCCAAAUAUCCGUGUUACAGCGCGUGUUUGGAAGAAAGAGGGACUAACGUUACCUGUGCUAGUUAGGUAUCUAGAAUGCCAGAAAUGUGUAGUCACUGAAAAAUACUGUCGGCAGCAACUGUGAUAAAGCCGAUUAAAACAAAGUACAGUGAGUGUCUAUUUUGCAUUUGUGAAAUUAUUUUGAUGUGAUAUGAAAGUAAUGGGCUUUAUGUUUUUAGAACCGUAUCGCAACUGAGAAACGAUUCACGUUUAGAUGGAGUAUUUAGCUGUUUUGGUGGUGGUAAUGCACCUUAAAGUUGGUUGCCAACCGCCAUAUAAAGUCCGAAGAAGCCUGAAGGAGAGAUUACUAGAAACGAACUCUGUUUACCCUGUGGAUUAAUUGUUGGAGUAGAGGACCUUGUCCAUUUCAGGUAAAAUAACAACCCAAUGUUUAUAUCCCAGGACAAAUUAGCUCGCAACAGGAAGCUAGUUAAAUUGCCAUACAUGUUUAAUGCUUUUCGACCUGUACCCAAAUUAAUAUAGUUGGUUCAGAGUUCAUUUUGAUAUUUCAACCUCCGUGUCCUGAUCGUGUCUGGUGUGGGUGGACAAAAUCCACAUGUGCGCAAUGGCAAGCACGGAGAGGUCUGGUCAGCAUGUAAAUUCAUCUUUCAAUCACCCAUGUGGGUAUAUGCUCCUAAAAACAAUGAGGAGAUGGGAGAGGCAGGACUUGCAGCAUGUCAAGCGUCACAAAUAGAACCAAGUGCUAUUUUAGUGCCUGGCUACACAGACUCGCGUGAGCAGUGUGGGUGCAAUGAUUGAAUAACAUGUAUGUGUACACGCGACGCGGGUGAUGUGGUCAGCAUGUUUGUCCAUUAACAGACACGAUCAGGACACACAGGUUGAAAUAUCAAAACGAACUCUGAACCAACUAUAUUAAUUUGGGGACAGGUCGAAACACAUGAAACUUUAAAGGCCAUUUAGCUAGCUUGCUGUUGCUAGCUAAUUUAUCCUGGGAUAUAAACAUUGGGUUGUUAUUUUACCUGAAAUGCACAAGGUCCUUUUAUUCUGGAUCUUUGUAGAAUUUGGACCCGUUUUGAGUAACACAAAAUCGUGUUCUCUGCUCUGACAAUUAAUCCACAGAUAAAAGGGGAAACCUAGUUAGGUUCUAGUAAUCUCUCCCCCUUUGUCAUCUUCUUUUGUGGACUUUAUAUGGCGGUUGGCAACCAACUUUAAGGUGCGUUACCACCACCGACUGGAGUGUGGACCUCAGUUCAUCUUUCAAUCACCCACGUGGAUAUAUCCUCCUAAAAACCAAUCAGGAGAUGGGAGAGGUGGGACUUGCAUCGCGUCAAGCAUUAAAAAUAGAACCAAGUUAUAUUUUAGCGCCUGCAGACGCGAGCAGUUUGGAUGAAAUGAUUGAAUAACAUGUAUGUGUACAUUUAUUUUGCAGCGCACACAACGCUGUAUUCAGCAUGUUAGCCUGUAGGCUACUACUUUAGAAUGAGGGGGGGGGGACAGCUGCCUUUCACUAUUUGUGUUAUUAUCAAUAAAAAAACUAAACAUUGCAUGGACAUGGUCAGACUAAAGUUAGUUUUACAAGUGAUUUAUUGUUUGUACAACUAGACUUCCUUAACUCUUCACUACAUUCAGGUGUGAAACCUUUGCAGUUGGCCUCUGGAUGCCUGAGGCACCCAGUCACUUUUCCCUCAGCUGUGCUCCACUUGAUGCAAUCUGGUGGCAGGCAUUUCCUUAGCAGUUGAUGUGGAUCUGCCUCGCAGUUUGGUAGGUGCUGUUAGGUCUGUCUUGUUUUGGUCUCUAUGGCAGUGUGUUUGUGUGUGGCCUAGCUAUUAUUGAGUUGCACAGGUUACCUACCACAGGGGACCCAGAGCAUAAACACGUGACUGAGAAUUGGCCCUGCAGUGGUCGAAGACACGUUUACUAUUUCUAUGAGGUUGUGCAACUCCUGAAUUUCAAUUGUGGCUGCUUACUGAACUGACUGGAUUGAAAACUGAUCAAUCUUAUCGUCAAUUCAUGAGAGAUUGAGGGUGUAGCCUAAGCCUAGUUAGUAGACCUCCCCUUACAUGCUGUAAGACCUGGGCCUGUAUGUAUUUAUAAAGUGUCUUAGUGUAGGAGUGCUGAUCUAGGAUUUGUUUGACCUUUUGGACUAUAAUUAAUAUUAUAAACCGGUGGUUCGCGCCCUAAAUGUUGAUUGGCUGAAAGACACGGGUAUGACAACAAAUUACUUUUAACUCUUCUAAUUACGUUGCUAACCAGUUGAUAAUAGUAAUAAGGCACCUCUGGGUUUUGUGGUAUAUGGCCUAAUAUAUAUAUAUAUAUAUAUAUAUUAUUUAUUUACAGACGAUAGUUAAGCCUAUUUGAACAUGACGGGCACCGCCGGAGUCAGGCAGUGCACAACAGGGCAGCGCACAGCCGGGUAACAAGCCAAAUUACCUACCUUUUCCUAUAGAUCCCCACAGUGGAGGUGUCAUAAUACCCAUAAACCUAGCGGUCAAACAGGGAAAUGGUUCCAAUCAUUUUUCCCAUAGGAGAGUUUAGAAACACUUAAAAUAAGGGCUGUGUUUUGUGUAGGCUUACCCUGGCGUGACGUUUUGAUUACCAUGUAAAUCUCUCUCGGACAAGGUUACUUUUAUCAAUAUAUUCGGCUCCUCUAUUUACCCUGAUUCGAAAAUGCUAAUUAGCAUCAACGUAGACAUCAUGCAAGACUUCAAAUCCCUGCAAGCUCCUGCAUGUCAUCUCUAGCUGACACCUUGGCUAACAGUUAUUGUGUCAAUUUAAAACGUACCCAAGACGGUUCACAGAAUUGUCAAUUUUAAAGAAAUGUAGUCCAUUUAUUCAUUACUACAUUUAACUAACUUAAUUCAGAGAUUCUUAACUUUGCCUUGAUUCGGCAGUCUCGUCCAGAUCAUCAUGGCAUUUGUAAUGCUUUAUGAUUUAUUUAUUUGCAUUGGUAAGAUGAUUUCACAUUGUCGUUUAAUGAUAAGACUCUAAUCGCAUGGUUUGUGCAUGAGAGGCUGCGUGACAGAUUGUUUACUACGACGUGUCCCCCCCCCUGAACAGCUUCUACCCCCAAGCAAUAAGACUGCUAAUCAGUUAGUUAAAUAGUUAACCAAAUAGCUACCCGGAUUAUCUGCAUUGACCCUUUUUGCACUUUUGACUCAUCACAUAUGCUGCUGCUACUGUUUAUUAACUGUCACUUAAUUCCUAGUUAUGUACAUAUCUACCUCAAUUACCUCGUACCCCUGCACAUUGACUCGGUACUGGUACCCCGUUAGCCAAGUUAUCGUUACUCGUUGUGUAUUUUAUUAUUACGUGUUUUACAUUUCUAUUAUUUCAAAAAAGAUAUCUCUGCGUUGUUAGUAGGGGCCCGUAAGUAAGCAUUUCACUGUUAGUCUACACAUGUUGUAUUCAUCACACUUCGUAAACAAUUUUAUUUUAUUUGACUCUUGAAUGCUUUGGGUCCUGGAGUGGAGACUGCAGUUCGGCUUCCUCUGUUCACGUUUGGGAGAUAGGAUAUCACUCCAUCAAGAACCUUGUCGCCAGCCUGUGCUCCUGCAGCUCUGACUGCAAACAAGCUCUGAAUUAAUGAUGGGAGCCCUACUUCUAGUAGCUAAAAGCCAGCUACCUGCUCUCCUUACUGACAAAAGUUUGAGGCCACCGCCGUUCACUGCUGAUCUCUCAUUUCAAUUGCAAUUCCAGUGUCAUUGAUUGAGCCCUAUACGACGUUGGACGUCCGAACAUAAUACCACCACUGCACUGUAACAUCAGCACUUCAGUUGUUUUUCUUAUAGCCUAGCCUACCUCUUCAACCUCUCCUACAGCUAUUUCUCCACUGCAUCACCACAGCCCUUGCUCAUGCCCUUCAAAUUGCUCUCAAGUUUGUCCCACUCAUACCCUGCCUCUUUAGUCACUCACUACUCACUCUGUUCCUGAUCUUACCCAUUCAACACCUACUACACUCUUUAUUUUUCUCCCCCAAACUCUUUAGUUUGUGGUCUGUCUUCACUAACCCACUCUAUCCAUCUUAACACGUGUGUCCCCAGGUGGGGUGCCCGUCUAAGAGUCGUCGUGUUUCCAGGUGUGGAGCAUGUGGGCGUCCUGCUGUAACUGGUUAUGUCUGGACACUGCCACGGUGGAGGAGAGCAACAGCAGCACGCGUCACCAGGCCUAUACUAACUCAGGCUACAGCAGCUACCCGUCGCCCCCACUCCCGGACCACACGUGCAAAGCCUGCGGAAGCCGCUUCGUCACCCUAGCCAGAAAGGUACCUAAAACCCUCUUAGCCCACCUUUUCCCAAAUCCAGGCAUUGAGAUAUGUAGCACUGCAGGUUUUUUAUCCUUCCUCUCUAAUCAGUGGUUGAUUCAGACCUGGCCAAUUAGAAAUGUAUCAACAUUGAUUAAAGGGAUAUUGCAAGAUUCUGGCAAUUUCUACCUACCCAGAGUCAGGUGAACUCAUGGAUACCAUUUUUAUGUCUCUGUCCAGUAUGAAUGAAGUUAAGAGGUUGUUUCGUGAGCCAAUGCUAACUAGCGUUAGCGCAAUGACUGGAAGUCUACAGGAAUGGAUAGCUUGCAGAGAAAAGAGAACCAGCAAUACGCCAGACCUCAAGGCUGACUGAGUAUCCAGCGCUUAGCUUUUCCUACACCCUUCAAUUCCUCCAUUAUCUACUAGAGGCAUGAAAAGGGUGAACCUAAUGCAAUGGUGAUGUACUUUUCUGUACCUGAACCAGCCUCAGGGCAAGAUUUGAACAAGAGCAUUUCUGCUUCUUGGUUUUCUAUAUCUAGGCGUUACGCUGUCAGUGUCGGGUUAAAGCUAGAGUUGGAGCAUAAUCUGGGACAAGUUUUAAAAGGAACUAUUUUGGUCCCUACAGUGGGGAAAAAAAGUAUUUAGUCAGCCACCAAUUGUGCAAGUUUUCCCACUUAAAAAGAUGAGAGGCCUGUAAUUUUCAUCAUAGGUACACGUCAACUAUGACAGACAAAUUGAGAAAAAAAAAUCCAGAAAAUCACAUUGUAGGAUUUUUAAUGAAUUUAUUUGCAAAUUAUGGUGGAAAAUAAGUAUUUGGUCACCUACAAACAAGCAAGAUUUCUGGCUCUCACAGACCUGUAACUUCUUCUUUAAGAGGCUCCUCUGUCCUCCACUCGUUACCGGUAUUAAUUGCACCUGUUUGAGCUUGUUAUCAGUAUAAAAGACACCUGUCCACAACCUCAAACAGUCACACUCCAAACUCCACUAUGGCCAAGACCAAAGAGCUGUCAAAGGGCACCAGAAACAAAAUUGUAGACCUGCACCAGGCUGGGAAGACUGAAUCUGCAAUAGGUAAGCAGCUUGGUUUGAAGAAAUCAACUGUGGGAGCAAUUAUUAGGAAAUGGAAGACAUACAAGACCACUGUAAGUAAGCAUUUCACUGUAAUGUCUGCACCUGUUGUAUUCGGCGCAUGUGACCAAUAAAAUUUGAUUUGAUUUGAUAAUCUCCCUCGAUCUGGGGCUCCACGCAAGAUCUCACCCCGUGGGGUCAAAAUGAUCACGAGAAUGGUGAGAAAAUAUCCCAGAACCACACGGGGGGACGUAGUGAAUGACCUGCAGAGAGCUGGGACCAAAGUAACAAAGCCUACAAUCAGUAACACACUACGCCGCUAGGGACGCAAAUCCUGCAGUGCAAGACAUUUCCCCCUGCUUAAGCCAGUACAUGUCCAGGCCCGUCUGAAGUUUGCUAGAGUGCAUUUGGAUGAUCCAGAAGAUCAUUGGGAGAAUGUCAUAUGGUCAGAUGAAACCAAAAUAUAACUUUUUGGUAAAAACUCAACUCAUCGUGUUUGGAGGACAAAGAAUGCUGAGUUGCAUCCAAAGAACACCAUACCUACUGUGAAGCAUGGGGGUGGAAACAUCAUGCUUUGGGGCUGUUUUUCUGCAAAGGGGCCAGGACGACUGAUCCGUGUAAAGGAAAGAAUGAAUGGGGCCAUGUAUCGUGAGAUUUUGAGUGAAAAUCUCCUUCCAUCAGCAAGGGCAUUGAAGAUGAAACGUGGCUGGGUCUUUCAGCAUGACAAUGAUCCCAAACACACCGCCCGGGCAACGAAGGAGUGGCUUCGUAAGAAGCAUUUCAAGGUCCUGGAGUGGCCUAGCUAGUCUCCAGAUCUCAACCCCAUAGAAAAUCUUUGGAGGGAGUUGAAAGUCCGUGUUGCCCAGCGACAGCCCCAAAACAUCACUACUCUAGAGGAGAUCUGCAUGGAGGAAUGGGCCAAAAUACCAGCAACAGUGUGUGAAAACCUUGUGAAGACUUACAGAAAACGUUUGACCUGUGUCAUUGCCAACAAGGGGUAUAUAACAAAGUAUUGAGAAACUUUUGUUAUUGACCAAAUACUUAUUUUCCACCAUAAUUUGCAAAUAAAUUCAUAAAAAAUCCUACAAUGUGAUUUUCUGGAUUUUUUUUCCUCAUUUUGUCUGUCAUAGUUGACUUGUACCUAUGAUGAAAAUUACAGGCCUCUCUCAUCUUUUUAAGUGGGAGAACAUACACAAUUGGUGGCUGACUAAAUACUUUUUUUCCCCACUGUAUAUAUAACUUUUUGUGAAAGUUGGGAAUUGUUAUGGCCAGGGAGGGAAAAUAAGCUAGCAGACACGAUUGAUAAUCAUUGUGUGUCGGUCUCCUAUCUCCCUGCAGCAUGUCUGCGUGGACUGCAAGAAGAACUACUGCGGCAGGUGUUCGGCCCAGCUUGAGCCCCGGCCGCGCCUCUGCCACACCUGCCAGCGGUUCCACGGCACGCAUUUUGAGCGCACCGAGCUGAUGAAGCUCAAGGUGAAGGACCUGCGCGACUACCUCCACCUGCACGAGGUCUCAACGCAGAUGUGCCGUGAGAAAGAGGAACUGGUGGAGCUGGUCCUGGGACAGCAGACACAGUCACCCUCUGACCCAAUGGUAAACCCUCUGACCCAAACACAGACCGCCACCCAGCAUGAGACAACUCCUCCUCCAGACCCCACCACCACACCCUCCACACACCCCGACUCCACCUCCACAGACCAUGUCCCUUCACAGCCGCCACCCACUCAGGAGGACAGUCAGGUGAGGCCCGAACCCACCAUACCACACAUGACUUACCCCUGUUUCUGUCAUACAUUCAUUUACCAUUUUGUCCAUCACCUCACCUUUUGUGUUAUGUAGCAAUAGCUUGUGAAUGGAUAACUAACCUUCUGUAUGGCCCCUCCAGUUAGAGCAUGGCUAACUAUAGCUCGCUAAUGUGGUGUAUGGUGGGUUUUUGCUCAUAGACCCUGUCUGUGUUGGGUCCUGAGGAGCCACUGGACACUGAGGGAGACACAGAGCCGCAGGUACUACAGCCUGACCCUGAUCUUGAAAGCGUUGCAAUUGUUAGGGCCAGGAGUUGUUCCUGGUCGGGUCACUUGGUGAAGAAAAACUCUUGGCCCUAGCCAUGGUACCACUAUAGCAGCGAUGGGCUUCCUCUCCUUGGCUCUGGGCCUGUAUUCAUAAAGCCUCUCAGAGCAAGAGUGCUACUGGGUGAUCUGAAAAGUCAUAGUCAAUUGAUCAAUAACAUAAUACUAUUAGCAAAAAUGUUUAUUUUCAAUUCACAAUCUGUAGAAACAAUGAGAAUAGAAAGGUUCAGAACUUUUGUAAGACAUCACAGUACAGUUGAAAUAUAUAUGGCAAAUAGAAAUCCUAUAUGGAUGGUGUUAAAAGAUAGAUGGGUGGUGUUGAAUGGAAUUGAAGGAUGGGACUAAUAACAACUAACAACAAACAAUAACAAGAUAACUAAUAAUGUAGGCACGCUGUGUCCAUAAUAAGUGUAUGGGUUGUAGGUUGGGAGCUUUUGUGAAGGAGCACAGUUAGAAAGAUAUGGCAUAUAGAAGCAAACCGGAUGGACAUCAUGAAAAUGAUCGGAGAGGUUGAGAGUAGAAGAAGUUCAGGAGAAAGAACAAACAAAAUGUAAUUAUUGUAAAAUUGACUGUGUCCAUAAAAUGUAGAUAGUGGGUAUGUGCUGGAAGUAGAGGCCUAGGCGUUGUUGUUCACUAGUUUACUCCAAGUGGGGAAAGGGUGGCGGGGUUGGAAAGUAAUAAAGGGGAAUAUAUAUAUAUUUUUAAAGGAUAUGUAUGUAUGUGGGUGUGUAUGUGUAUAUGUAUGUAUGUGGGUGUGUAUAUGUAUAUGUGAGAAAAAAAAGUGCCCCCCAGAUUCAUUACUCUAAAUGACAAAACAAUAGCGGAUUUUAGAUCAGCACUUGAUUUUAUUUUAAAAUACAUUAAAAUGUUACACCAGGCAACAGAUACAUAUACCAAAAUUGCUGAGGAUUAUAAACACAGUCUAAAGACUUGUUUCCAUUGUGGUCCUCUUGGUAGGCAAGGGCUGCAGAGCAAAACAAGUGACAUGGGCACUGUCAUAGAUUCACUCAAUCAUAGUGUCCAAAUAUUUAAAUGUAUACAAAAGAGCAAAUAUACACUAAUAAGCAUCCACUAGCGCAGAGGGGUUUACACUUGGCUAGGAGGCUAUCUCAACAUUAACCAUGCCUUGCAGGAGUGUUUGAACCUAAGACUGGCAAAAACAAUUUUUAUCAAUUUUUGAGUAAGGCUGUGACGUAACAAUGUGGAAAAAGUCAAGGGGUCUGAAUACUUUCCGAAUGCACUGCAUCUAUUUUUCAAUCAUUGGUUGAAAAAUAAAAUUAUCAAUUUGAAAAAAAGGUUUUCCUUAUCCAGGAUAAUAAACAAAAAGGAGUACUCAGUAUCUACGUAGAUUUGCGUUUAUUUUAGAGUCUGGCUUACUUUUUGGCCGUAGGAGCCUAAUCAAUAUAUUUAGUUUAAUCAUACCGUAGGAGAUCAGGCUAGGGACUGUUUUAGACCCUCCAGUGCCAUUGUGCUCAGACAGAGUCCCAAUGUAAAGCAGUGUUUUGUUGUUCGAUGGCUCGCUGCCCAUGUCUGCAUGGUGUGUCCCAUUAUUCACCUGUCUGUCAGAAUGUUCCCCUUGUAGCCGAGCAGUAAUCUAUUCUUAUCCCCACUGAUGGAUAGCAGCUUUGGCAUGUAAUGUGGCGUGUUGUCAUUCCCCGCACUGGCUGUGAAAGACCCCAUGUGACUGACACUGUUCCUCUUAAUACAGUUUGGGUUGGGAUAGCUAAACAAGAUAGUUAGUGUUGUCACACGAUGACACACAAGUUGUCGACCUAGAGAUUAUGGUUCUUUGAGAUCUGUCUUGUGGCGUAGGUUCUAGGCCCGUAUUCAUAAAGCGUCUCAGGUCUAGGAUCAGUUCCACCCGUCAAUGUAAUCUUAUUAAUGAUGUUCUGUAAGGGCAAUACUGGGGCCUCCAGAGUGGCGCAGCGGUCUAAGGCACUGCAUCGCUGUGCUUGAGGCGUCAAUACAGACCCGCGUUCGAUCCGCGACCGGGAGACCCAUGAGGCGACGCACAAUUGGCCCAGCGUCGUCCGGGUUAGGGGAGGGUUUGGCUGUCCGGGAUUUCCUUGUCCCAUCGCGCUCUAGCGACUCCUGUGGCGAGCCAGGCACAUGCAUGCUGACACGGUCGCCAGUUGUACGGCGUUUCCUCCGACACAUUGGCUUCCGGGUCAAGCGAGCAGUGUGUCAAGAAGCAGUGCGGCUUGGCAGGGUCGUGUUUCAGAGGACUCAUGGCUUGACCUUCGCCUCUCCCGAGUCCUUACAGGAGUUGCAGUGAUGGGACAAGACUGUAAUUACCAAUUGGAUAUCACGAAAUUGGGAGUAAAAGGGGUAAAAAGUCUCAAAAGAAGGCAGAACUGACUCUAGAUCAGCACUUUAUGAAUAUGGGCCCUGUUCACAGUUAGUGUAUGGAUCCCUUUAAUCAAUCAUUCUGACAUUCAAACAUGAUGGCUGUCAAUGUGAUGUGAUUGUUCACGAUUUACAUCUGACCUUAGAAAAUGUGUGUCAUUCCAUUCUAAUGAACCUGUAACCUUUUUCACCAGAUUAUCUAUGUUAUGCCAAUCAUCAAGUACUGGGGCGCGUUCAGAAGGGUGCAACGUACUGAACAUAGCUGUUAAAAAUGUCAUCGAGCUGACUUGAUACCUUACUCUUAGAUGCACUUGUUAGUUAUAGAUCAAUGCAUGUCUGUUUUGCAGGCCCUUAACACAAUGUAUCCGAACGUUCCACAACAUUGUGCCCUAUUGAACGCAACCCUGAUUUGCUGUGCUGUUGCUCAGUCCUCAGACACAGAGGAGGUGCUGGUGCCAGGCCGUAGGGCGUCGCUGUCCGACCUAGCCACGGCGGAGGACAUCGAGGCCCUCAGCGUCCGGCAGCUCAAGGAGAUCCUGGCCCGUAACUUUGUCAACUACAAGGGCUGCUGCGAGAAGUGGGAGCUAAUGGAGAGGGUCACCCGUCUCUACCACGACCAGAAGUUGCUCCAGAAUCUGGGUAAAAAUUAUUGUGAUGUAUGGUUGUUUUCCCUACCGGCAUCAUAGUUGAAUUGGGGUGUGUUUACUAGGAAUCAAACAGGACGAAACGGGGAGGGACAUAACUGAAUUUGUCCAAUAAGUAACUCUUGUUUUUGUUGAAAAAAAAUGUAUGUUGCAAAACAGUUUGCUACGGUGUGCACUAAUAAAUACACCCCAGAUAGUAAGUUGUUCUGGAUAAGAGUGUGUGCUAAAUUACUCAAAUGUAAAGGAGGACUGUAACAUGAGACAUCUAUUUGGACUUCUAUUACAGAAGCUCACUGUUUUCGCUUACUCACUUAGCCAGGUUGCAGCCAAUUGAAUCCUGUGAGAUAUUUUACACCUGGAUGACCACCAACACUUGCCCAAUCAAUUAGUGAAUAAUACCUACUGUAUGUCUGAGCCUGAACGGCCCAUGGGGCAGGAUCCUGUGUCUAGUGUGAGACAGCUUGAUGUACAAGUACACCCCCUGGACUGGAGGCUAGUCUAUCGCAAGGCCUUAACCCAAAUACUUAUCCUAAAUACCAAGCAGAGACAUCGGGUCUGACUUGGGUGGGGAUUGAACCCCCAACCUUCCAAUCUCAGGGUGGGCAUUUUAAGGCCUCUGAGCUGGUUGUGAAUUGGUGUGUAUGGUAGAGGUAUACCUUCCAAGUCAGGGAACAUCUUGGCCACUCAGGUAAACCUGAUAAUUAAAGGAGAAGUUUGCUUUUUUACAACCAAAUCUAAAUUUUUUAUAUAAAUGUUAUCCAGACACUUUUUGCGAUUUCACUUGUUUCUGAGAAACUUACCCUAACCAGCGAUUAACUUCCUCAUCCUUGUUGUGCAGUACAGGGGGCUCUGAAAAAACAUGAACAAAUGAUCCAAAAACACCAAAAUACGUCCUUUUAGAAACGGCAAUGCGCUCAGUAUAGUGAUGCCGGUCUUUAGAUGUCCGUUUUGUGUGACUCAAGCUGUUUCCCCUAUCCAGCUGUUCCAUUCUAUGUGUAGCCUGCUGCUAGAAUAGACGGAGAGGUAUCGCUCGAGUCGCAACAAACAACACUCGAGUCGCAACAAAAUAUAAUAUAACGUUGCAGAUAAAGUUCGGAAUGACGCAAUUUCAUGUGUACAACAUCUAAAGACCUGCAUCACUAUACUGAGAACUUUUCAGUUUCUAAAAGGAUGUAUUUGGGUGUUUUUUGUGUGGUUUUGUUCGUGUUUAUUCAGAGCCCCCUGUACUGCACAACAAGGAUGAAUAAGUGAAUUGCUGGUUGGGUAAAAACAUUUUAAAGUGUCUGGGCCCUUCUAUAACAUGCCAUUUACUUAAAAAAUAGAGAUUUGGUUGUAAAAAUGCAAAAUUCUCCUUCAAUUUAAACAAUGUACUCAAACAAGUGAAUACGGUGAGACCCUAUUACAAUUCAGUAACGGAGGUCUCGUAUGAGGCUAGAUUUGGGGAUGUCACAUGGGACAUUCAGUACAUGCAGUCGCCGCCACAGUGAAUAAAUCCCAAACCAGUCCCUUCCCCUUAGCCCUCGAUUUGCGCGUUGAGGUAGGCGCUAAUUAGAUUACAUACAUAAUUAUUAGACCCUCCGAUACCCACUUCAACCGAGGCAGCAACACUGCAGGCUCCAUGGCAAAGUGCUAUCCCAACCCGCACCGCAAUAUCUUUGUCAUUUGCACAACUUCAAAAAAAAUAUAUGGAAAGGCGUCUAAUGAUAUGGCACGUGCAUUUGUUUGUCUGAUUUCAAGGCUUGAUGCAACAAAUGAAAUCUCUCAAAUUAACCGUUUUACUGUUACUAAGGUUUACAUCUAGUUAAACAACUGGGAAUUUCUUAAUUUGAAUUUCUUGUUUUAUUAUUGCAUUUAAAAAAAUAAAUUGCAUAAUUCAAGGAAGUUUUUAACAUGCUUUUUUCCUUUUCUUUUUCCCGUUUCCUCCAGUUUCAAGUACAAAUGACGGCACAGGUGAGUUUCUUCUCCCCCCGUGCUUCCUGCAAUACAAAGCUCCCCAUGAUGAACGUUGGAACUCUUAAAGACUGAUCUCAUCCAUUUGGCAUGACAGUGGUGAUAGCUCAACCAUGGUGAAAGUGUCUUGAACAAUCAAUGAUCAGCUAUAAGUAUUAUAGCUCUCAGAUUAAUGACAGGUGGUUGAGUGUUAACAAGUUGUCUUUGGUCAACUGAGUACAAGCUAAUAUUUAAUGAGAUAUGUGUGUGUAAUGGUGUUUUGUCCCUUGUUUCUUUCUCCCAGACCCAAGUGGUACCCCUGGCCAGGAGGAGAACCUGUGUAAGAUCUGCAUGAACUCUCCCAUUGACUGUGUCCUGCUGGAGUGCGGCCACAUGGUCACCUGCACCAAGUGUGGCAAGCAGAUGAAGGAGUGCCCCAUCUGCAGGCAGUAUGUGGUACGGGCUGUUCACGUCUUUAGAUCCUGAGACCCAAGCCUUGGGAAUCCCCCCCCUCACCUCCCGUAAAUAAACAAGGGGCUUGCUACAUGUGGCCUUACCACCCAUAGACUAGACGGGGGGUAUUAAACUCUUACCCUACGAGGUCCGG
Coregonus sp. 'balchen' is the source of this 13825-nucleotide messenger RNA. Lineage: Eukaryota; Metazoa; Chordata; Actinopteri; Salmoniformes; Salmonidae. The record is from the annotation of a GenBank genome assembly.